This is a messenger RNA of Cutaneotrichosporon cavernicola, 1047 nucleotides long. RefSeq lists its product as uncharacterized. Bases 1 to 1047 code for a protein of 348 amino acids. The transcript is spliced from 6 exons. Gene Ontology annotation, molecular function: NAD binding; oxidoreductase activity, acting on the CH-OH group of donors, NAD or NADP as acceptor; NADP binding. NCBI's taxonomy places the organism in Eukaryota, Fungi, Basidiomycota, Tremellomycetes, Trichosporonales, Trichosporonaceae. The record is from RefSeq and is a predicted model, not a curated record.
AUGCGCUCUCCCUCGACUCCCGCUCCGCCCGAAGUUGAACCCAUCCCCUUCUCCAGACCGGUAACCCCGGCGCUGCGUGGGAAGCGGUGGGCGUUCCUGGGUCUCGGUGAGAUGGGUAAACGCAUGGCGACCAACCUGGCGCGCACGCUGGCGACCCACUCGGCCCCACCGCUGCGGGUGUGGAACCGCCACGCGGAUGGCGUGCCGGCCUUCAAGACGUGGGCGGCCGACAGAGGGGUGCACGAGUCGGCGUACAUGGUCAUCAAGGACCUCAAAGACAUUGUCAACGAGGCUGACGUCGUGGUGACGAGCCUCAAGGACGACGAGGCCGUCAAGGAAGUGUAUGCAGUGCUGUUUACUGCGGAAGUUGGACACGAUACGACGUUUGUCGACAUGUCCACUACAUACCCGACGCUUGCGGGCGAGCUCGAGCGGCAGGCGAGCUCCAAGCCUGGACGCAGCUUCAUCGCAUGCCCCGUGUUUGGCGUGCCGCGUGCCGCCGAGCGCGCCGACCUCGUCCUCGCUAUCGCCGGCGACUACUUUGCUAAGAAGAGUGUCGCGCACACCUUGUGUCCCGGUAUCGGCAAGAAGGUGAUGGACAUGGGCGCCAACGUCGAACGCGCAAUGUCGUUCAAGCUCGUCGGUAAUGCGCUCGAGCUCGGUUUUGUCGAGCUCAUGAGCGAGGCGUUUACUCUCUGCGAAGCCGUUGGCGCAGACGCUUCCCAGCUCGUUGAGCUCAUUCGCGAGCAGCAUGGGAGCGCUAGCCUUAUUCGCUACGCUGAGCGGAUUCGGAACAACAAAUUUGACGCGACGGGCGGGUUCACUGUCGCUGGUGGACUCGCCGAUGCCAAGCAUAUCCGCCAGCUGGCGGAUGCACACAAUGUGCCGAUGCCGGCGAUCGACGUCGCGCAACAGCACCUCACGACGGCGCGUGCCAUCGGCAGAGCCGACUAUGACUGGACCGCCCUGGUUGCCGGCGAGCGCAUUGCCAGUGGCCAGCCGCCCUUUGCAGGCAAGACGCGCCUGGAGAAGUACGAGGGUGCGUAG